This is a messenger RNA of Perkinsus marinus ATCC 50983, 180 nucleotides long. RefSeq lists its product as hypothetical. The record is from RefSeq and is a predicted model, not a curated record. The transcript has a single exon. Lineage: Eukaryota; Perkinsozoa; Perkinsida; Perkinsidae. Bases 1 to 180 code for a protein of 59 amino acids.
AUGGUUGCUAAGGGAACAGCGACUUGCCUCAGCAGCUCCUCUACCAUCCCAUCCACCAUUGGCAUCCUUAAACGAUCCCUUAGUGAGUUGGGCAUACAAGGGGAUCAUAUCACAUCGAAUACCUACUCCCUUGCCUACAAGAAGCUUAUGGAUCGGGCUAGGUUUGGCGGGACAGAGUAG